Messenger RNA from Varanus komodoensis (Komodo dragon), 3904 nucleotides. RefSeq names its product ecotropic viral integration site 2A (gene EVI2A). The record is from RefSeq and is a predicted model, not a curated record. Bases 453 to 1247 code for a protein of 264 amino acids. Lineage: Eukaryota; Metazoa; Chordata; Lepidosauria; Squamata; Varanidae. Gene Ontology annotation, cellular component: membrane. The transcript has a single exon.
UAACCAAUCAGGAAAGCAGAACAUGCCAAGAAAGCAUUUAGGUGCACUGCUUGUUAACCUCAUGAGAAAUCUUUCUCGGCGAAGUCUAUAGAGCAGGGGUAGGCAGCUUUUCCCUGUCCGGGGCUGCAUCGCUUAUGGGUGAUCCGUUGGUUUGAGGUGAGGGGCAGACCCAGAGUGGGGAGAGCCACGGCUGAAUGUGGGUAGGGCACCCCUUUUCUUCCUGCCAGCCCCAUUUCCUCCGCCUCCUUCCUUCUGAGCCACACAGCAGGCUGCCAGGGAGGGGCAGAGGGUUCUCACCGGCAGCCCGGACUGAUGGCACGCGGAAGCAUUUGGCAUUCAGCUGCGUGCCAUCGUGCCAAGGGCCGCCUGGGUCGGCCUGUCCUCGCUCGGGGUGUCAGGCCGAUUAACCGUACUGCUUCGCUCUUCUUGCAGGUGACGCACGUGCCGUAAGCAUGAAAGCAGCAGGAAAAUCUUGCGUGCAUUUGGGCUUCCUUUUGGGAACCAUCAUAUCCUUCUGCUUAGAAGGAAGAGCAAACAUGACUAUGACUCCCUUGACAACAACAGAAAGCCCUUCCGCUUCCACUCACGAAACCACAACGAGCUCGCCCCCCACACGCAUGAGCUCGCCUCCUACUACACUGGCUCCCCAGGAGACGACAAUGGAUACGAUGCAGACAACUACACCUCUAAAGUCCUCCUCCCCAGAGACAUCAAUGCCAUCUUUUGCCUCAGCCUCUCCAUCGGAGGCGACAGCAUCCUCCUUCACUCUCUCUGGUACGGGCCAAGAACAUGCGACUCCUGGCGAGGACCAGAGUAAAGCUGAACUCUGCGAAGAAGGCAAUAAAAGGCUACUGCUCAUCUGCCUCAUCGUCAUCGGGGUGCUCGUCUUCAUUUGUGUGUGCCUGCUCAUGAUCGUGGUGGUCAUGGCAAGCAAGCUGUCCUUCAUCAAGAGAAGGCAGCCGGGCAAGCGCCUUCCAAGGAGCAACGGGGACUUCCUGAGCGCUAGCAGCUUGUGGCCAGCGGGACUAGAGACGCUGCAGAGGAUGGCCAAUGAGUCGUCAGGCACAAACCCCACGACCUCAAGCUUGGGGCCACAGAGGGUGGCUGCAGGGCAAGGAAAAACAGGGGACCAGGUGGGCAAGAUGCUUGCUAGUGAGAUAUCAGACAGGCAGAGGCACAAGGGGUUGGCGGAAAAGGAAACACCAACGACGACGCGCAGUGGUGCCAUAACCAAAGCGGAGAUUUAAGCAUCGCUCAGAUCUCCCAACUGGGUGCGCAGGGGGCGGGAGCUUGAAGGCUGCAUGCAGAGACGUUUGGUCCCAGGUAUUUACAAGCGGCUGAUAACUUUCCAGGUGCUACAGGUCAUAAGGCAUUAGCUUAGAGUCAAGCGCCCAUAUUACUUCAGGUAUCAACUAGUCCUCACAGCUCCUCAGUACAGGCGCCUUUGAACGGAGAUCUGAAUGCCGCGUGAGCAAGAUGUCAGCAACUUCUGGAAAAGCAGAAUGGACCUAGCAUCCACACGCACCUCCAGUCACGGUGGUGGCCGGCAGGUGCAGCUGGGCUUUUGACAUAAAGCCUCUGGAAAACGCAUGCAGGCACGCAGGUGCGCUCUUCCUGCGCUAGAAUGUGUGAGUAGGACCACGGCGGAGGUGUGAACUCUCAUCUGCCUGACCCCUGGUCCUUCAGCCUCAUGGGACUUACAGAAGUGCUUCUCCUGUAAGACUGUGGAAGGACAUGUCGCUCCCAUUCUCCCAAGCCUCGGGGUUGUUUAUGAACUCCUAGAGGUCAUUUUCUGGCAGACUUCCCCAAAAGUGUCCUUCCAUCAGGGUACUAACAGGUUCUGCUCCUUUCUGCUUUGCCCUUUGAUACGAAUGCUUGCAUAGAGAGAGAGAGAGAGAGAGCAAGGAACGUUUCCAGCUCAAACCCUUUUGUUCUGCCUUGUGUUCAGGGAGGAACUUGAUAAGGUCCAGAAAAAACAAGCAUUCGGGAUCUUUUUAUGGGAUUGCACCCUGAACACAAUCCACCUGGGAUUUUUCUGCCCAAGCACCACAGAAAUGAACUUAUUACGAUCAAGUUUAUGUUCAGAUUCUGUAAUGUCGUUUCUUGUAAGUAAUUUAAAACAAAUGUGAGUGUGUUGAGUAUGCAUUCAUGAAAGAAAGGGACAAAAAGAUUAAAAAGUUUUACAGGAGAUUUUGGAACCACCUUAUCUUAAUACAUAUUAGGACGCUGAUACCAACUAACCAAUUUGUGGGGUGCCCAAUUUGUUCUCAACCAAAGUUCACAAGUUCAAAUAAGUUUUUUUCUUCCUUGGAUUUCUGCUCUGCUUGAAGAUGACCUUCAUUUCUAACAUGAACCAAGCAAGGCAUCCUUUACAGAUAAUUUCAACAUGAAUGCCAGAUUUAAUUAAUUCAAAUUUAAAUGCCAAUCCAAAUGCUUAGAUUCAGAUUGAACCAAUUGGUUUGAAGAGGGCCAAAAGUUAGUAUUAGAGAUCAAGGUGAAUUUGAAUCUGGGAGGAACUGAGAAUAAGAACUCUUCAAGUUCAAAUAACUUUACCUCUAACAGGAACCAAGAACGGAUCCUUCCACACUCAGACCUUAAUCCACUGUAGGCAGCAAGAUACGGAUCCAGAUGGGCCUCUGGUCAGAUCCAGCAGGACUCUUCUUAUGUUGCCAUCAGGUACAUUUGGAGGGGAAAGAUCUGGACUUCAGAGGUACCGCACAGAGAGUGGAGGGUCCCAAGCUGAACUUGGUGUUGGUCGAGUGUACGGUAAAGGGGUGGGGUAGCAGUUAGAUUUUUUUAAAGCUGCUUCCGCCCACCAAACAUCAACCCCAAUUUCUAAGGAUUGUUGGGUAGUAAUUCUAUAAAUGCACUUGCAGGAUUAUGGGCAUCCCAUGGAAGAUGGGAGAUGCUUGGAGGCUGCGAUUGCCCUUGAUUUCCAGGGAUUUCGGCCAUCUAAAUGCAUGUUUCUUCCCUGCAAGGGGGAGAGGCUGAGGCACCACAAGGAUCCCUGAGGAUGGGUGCUUUGCACUUCCCUUCCCUACCUCCACUAUCAGUUCUGCAGGGAUGGAAAGUACCAUGCUGAGUAGAAGAGGGCCUCCAAAAUUGGAGUCCAGCUCGAUUUCCAAGCUCUCGGCUAGGACACUCACCAAUCCAAGGCCCCCCUAGGCAAUGUUGGUAGGUCUCCGGAUGGCAUCCCCAAAGUAUCUUCUCUUUUUAGUUGCCAUGUUUAAUGACAUUUAUUCUCAAUAAAAUCCAGCACCAUGUGGCAUUAUUUUGAGCCAACUUUACCAAGUGCAGUAGGAACAACCAGUAAUAUACAAGACUACAGAAGGAGUAACUUGGCUGAAAGGGGAAGGGAUGGAUGCCCAUUUUCCUGGGGCCGGGCCAGGCUACCUAUUUUCAACACCGCUGGAAAAAUCUAUGUCACAGGUCCACAAUCUUAACCAACUCUGCUGUCAUGCCUGUAGGCACCACGAGACGUACUAGCCCCGUCUUUCUUGAGAAAACCUGCUUGCAAAGUUUGUUAAAGUAGUUCCACUACAAGGCCGAAAGGGAAUCCGCUAAACGUGCAGAGUGCGUUCCUACGCAUUUCAGAAAGAAAAGACCAGCCAGGAUGCAAGUUGGAGGGCUUUCUCUAAACAUGCAUAGGAUUAAGCCUUAGAAAUAUCUGAAAUACAACGACGCUGACCCAGCAAUUCAGAUUUGAACCCAGAGGACUCACUUGGUGUAUUUAUUAAGCUAAUUGAUCGCCCAUGCUCAGCCCAAAAGGGACUCUCUGAGUAGCUGACGGGACAAAACCAGGACCUCAGCAAAGAGGAAAACCCACUGGACAACACAAAUCAUCAAGCGGCAGAGCAGUCAAAAGUUGGGAUUAAAAUUGGGAUUAAAAGUGAGAAAAAGGCAG